AUGCCGCCGUCAAAUGUUUCAGAUCAUGAGGCACCUCCCAUUCCAGGAACCUUGGUCUCUAGGGAACGGUCGCAGGUUAUAAAAAGUCGAUUGGCUAGACUUUUGGGAACCAAUAAAGCCUUUCCAGGCUCUCAGCCUGUUUCGUUCGCUCAUAAACAUCUACAAACUCUGAAAGAAAAAGAUUAUUAUGUGUGCGAAAAGAGUGAUGGUAUCCGAUUUUUGAUGUACAUGACCAAGGACCCUUCACGACCUGAUAGACCGACUGUUUACUUAAUAGACAGACACCCGAAUUAUUAUCACAUUUCGAAUUUAAUAUACCCCAUACCUACAGAUGUAUCCGGGAAAGCAAUGCACACGGAAACCGUGUUGGAUGGAGAGUUAAUCUUAGAGCGAUUUCCAGAUGGGAAGAAGCAACUUAAGUUUCUCGUAUUCGAUUGUUUAGCUUGUGAUGGAAAACUUUAUAUGAAUCGUCCUUUGGAUAAACGAAUUGGGGUAUUCAUGGUAAACAUCAUUAUUCCACUUCGGCAGUUCAUGGAGAAAUUCCCAAAAUCAGUGAGUACGUUUCCCUUUAUAACGGAGGGGAAGAAAAUGGAGAGAUCAUAUGGAAUAGAAAUGCUAUUUCGGGAUAUCAUUCCGAGCCUUCAUCAUGGAAAUGAUGGUCUCAUUUUUACUUGUGUUGAAACACCCUACAUCACAGGGACGGAUCAUAAUCUUUUGAAAUGGAAACCGAAGACCAUUAAUACUUUGGAUUUUAUGUUAGGGCUGGAAUUCACCGAAGCUGAUGAACAAGGGAAUGUCAAUUUUGACUCGAUGCCUCAAUUCCAUCUGGGCGUUUACCAUGGUCGGAAUUCUUAUUCGCAUUUUGCAGAUAUGUAUGUGGAUGAGGAAGAAUGGGAAAAGCUUAAAAGUUUUAAUACGCCGCUUCAAGAUCGGGUUAUCGAAUGCAGCUUGGAUGAAGAAAACCAAUGGAGAUUUUUGAGGUUUCGGGAUGACAAAAGUGAAGCCAAUCAUAUAUCUACAGUGGAAAGUGUUUUAAAGAGUAUUGAAGAUGCUGUUUCUGAAGAAGAUCUUCUUCAUGAAGCAUAUGCAAUCAAACAUGCGUAUAAUCAACGACAUCCGAAACCACCGAGCAAUGAGAAGAAACGGAAAGCGCAGGAGGAGCCUGUACAGAAUGAAAAAGUUAAAUCUGAGAGAAAAGAAACUGUUUCCGAUGCUUAG
Schizosaccharomyces osmophilus is the source of this 1218-nucleotide messenger RNA. It is a transcript of the gene ceg1, whose product is annotated as mRNA guanylyltransferase Ceg1. NCBI's taxonomy places the organism in Eukaryota, Fungi, Ascomycota, Schizosaccharomycetes, Schizosaccharomycetales, Schizosaccharomycetaceae. Gene Ontology annotation, biological process: 7-methylguanosine mRNA capping. Gene Ontology annotation, cellular component: mRNA capping enzyme complex. Bases 1 to 1218 code for a protein of 405 amino acids. Gene Ontology annotation, molecular function: mRNA guanylyltransferase activity; ATP binding. The record is from RefSeq and is a predicted model, not a curated record. The transcript has a single exon.